Molecule: messenger RNA, 873 nt
Organism: Paraphaeosphaeria sporulosa
Lineage: Eukaryota; Fungi; Ascomycota; Dothideomycetes; Pleosporales; Didymosphaeriaceae
Exons: 1
Coding region: 83-586 (167 amino acids)
Source: RefSeq, a predicted model, not a curated record
CGUCGAUCGAGCUCAUUCUUUCGUGUGUUUGACCUAAUACGAAUCCACCACCAAGCCCUCGACGGCCGAAUAAUCCGCCUUGAUGGCGAGCGUCCUCAUACCCAUAAUUCCCCUUGAACCCAUCUCUCGUGCCCCGACAUUCUCAUCCACGUUCUCCUAUGCGUCGACUAUGAUGACAGCGACCCGCGCCGCGGCAGUCAUUCCCACCACAUCCAAUUUCGUCCUUUCGCCAACGGCCGGCGGCUCGGCUCGAAGACCAACACCAGAGUCCUCACAAACCAUAGCCUUGGCCAUUGUCGUGCCGCUCAUCGCCCUGAUAGCGUUCAUAUCCGUUAUCGUAUUCCGGAUGUACAGGAGUCGGAAGGAGCGAGAGGAGGCAGCGGCCGCUGAAGCAGCAAGAGCGAAGACGAGAGCGAUCGAGCAGCAGAUUUACGACAUGCAGUCCAUAUCGGAGAAGUACAAUUUGAAGAAUUACCAAGUAACAUCGGAUACGAAAGAGGUGGGAAAUGGAAAGGAUAUAUCAAUAGACAUACCGAUUGAGCUCGAGGCGGAUGAGCCCGAGAAGAGACGGUACCAUGGGCUUUGAUUGUGUUGGGCUGCGUUCUGGUAGCGCUGGGCGAAUGGUGGGGAACCUACGUCUCGACGAUGUUUUCUUUUCUAAACAUUGAAAGAAAUUUUUAAAGUGUCACGCUGAAUAUGGAAGUCCAGGAAAUUCUAUGUUAUGCCUCAUGUCCGCAGUAUGUGGGAGCGAAGUUUGUUGGCCUUCUUAAUGACGGAAGUAUAGUUCGUGCAUGUCGCUGUGGAGAUCGCUUUCUGGGGCAUUAGAUGACCUCUGUGCUUGGUUAUGGCUGAUUUCAGAAGUUUGAGAGAGGG